UGCUGCUUCCUUCCUCCUGCGCCGUCCCCUGCUCGGCCAGGGCUGGGGCGGGGUGGGGGGGCACUCCGCGCGCGCAGCGAGCUUGGCAGGGCUGGGCGCUCCCGCUCCCGGAGGCGCACACCUCCGGGCUGUGGCGGUGGAGGUGGCGGCGGUGGUGGCGGCGGUGGCAGCGGCAGGCUGGGAAACUUUGCCCCUUUGUGCGCUCCGCCCCGGAGGCGGCGGGCAGGCAGCGUAGCCUUCUCCAUCAUCCUGACCCAGGGAGGGAGAAGUGUCAGGAGGAAACUCCUCACCCUAAUCUGCCCCACCACACACCCAUUGGCUCACCUCAUGCCUGAGCCCCGGGUGGGUGAGGGUGAAGAACCCACCCAGCCAAGAUGAAAUCUUCCCUGGGGGCUGCCGCCACCACUGUCUUGCCCCAGAUCCUGGGGCCCUGCAGGUGGGAGACUGGUCCUGGAAGGAGCCCUGUGAGCCGGCUGCAGAGGAGGUGAAGAGGGUUAAGAAGAGGCACCCAUCCCAUUCCAGAGGCGGAAGCUCCUUGCCUUCACCCUUGUAGACUUGUUUAGGAGAGAAGGACCUGUUUGCAGGCAGCAGGAGACUGGACAGUAGUUUAACCUGGCGCCUAUGCCCCCUUCCCUGGUGACGGCAGCAUCAUGAGCCAGUUUCAGGUGCCCUUGGCGGUACAACCGGACCUGUCAGGACUUUAUGAUUUCCCGCAGGGCCAGGUGAUGGUAGGGGGCUUCCAGGGGCCCGGGCUUCCUGUGGCUGGGAGUGAGACCCAACUGCGAGGGGGUGGAGAUGGGCGAAAGAAAAGGAAACGGUGUGGGACCUGCGAUCCCUGCCGCCGGCUGGAAAACUGUGGGUCUUGUACCAGCUGCACCAAUCGUCGCACACACCAGAUCUGCAAACUCCGAAAAUGUGAGGUGCUGAAGAAAAAAGCGGGGCUCCUUAAGGAGGUGGAAAUAAAUGCUCGUGAAGGAACGGGGCCCUGGGCACAAGGGGCGACUGUCAAGACAGGCUCAGAGCUCAGCCCAGUUGAUGGACCUGUUCCAGGUCAGAUGGACUCAGGGCCAGUGUACCAUGGAGAUUCAAGGCAGCUAAGCACCUCAGGGGCGCCGGUCAAUGGUGCUAGAGAGCCUGCCGGACCCAGUCUUCUGGGAGCUGCGGGUCCUUGGCGGGUAGACCAGAAGCCCGACUGGGAGGCUGCCUCAGGCCCUGCUCACACUGCUCGCCUGGAAGAUGCCCACGACCUGGUGGCCUUUUCGGCUGUGGCCGAAGCUGUGUCCUCUUAUGGGGCCCUUAGCACCCGGCUCUAUGAAACCUUCAACCGUGAGAUGAGUCGUGAGGCUGGGAGCAACGGCAGGGACCCCCGGCCCGAGAGCUGCUCUGUGGGCAGUGAAGACCUGGACACAUUGCAGACAGCUCUGGCCCUUGCAAGGCAUGGCAUGAAACCACCCAACUGCAACUGCGAUGGCCCAGAGUGCCCCGACUACCUCGAGUGGCUGGAGGGCAAGAUCAAGUCUGUGGCCAUGGAGGGAGGGCAGGGGCGGCCCAGGCUGCCAGGCACGCUGCCUCCUAGUGAGGCUGGCCUCCCAGCCCCGAGCACCAGACCACUCCUUAGCUCUGAGGUCCCCCAGGUACCUCCCCUGGAGGGCCUGCCUCUGUCCCAGAGCGCCCUGAGCAUUGCCAAGGAAAAAAACAUCAGCCUGCAGACAGCCAUCGCCAUCGAGGCCCUCACACAGCUCUCCUCGGCCCUCCCUCAGCCUUCUCAUUCCACCUCCCAGGCUUCUUGUCCACUCCCUGAGGCCUUGUCCCCUUCUGCCCCUUUCAGGUCUCCCCAGUCCUACCUCCGGGCCCCCUCAUGGCCUGUGGUUCCCCCAGAGGAACAUCCAUCCUUUGCUCCUGACAGCCCAGCCUUUCCUCCAGCAACUCCAAGAACUGAGUUUUCUGAAGCAUGGGGCACUGACACCCCUCCAGCGACACCCCGGAACUCCUGGCCUGUACCUCGCCCAAGCCCUGACCCUAUGGCUGAACUGGAGCAGCUGUUGGGCAGCGCCAGUGAUUACAUCCAGUCAGUAUUCAAGCGACCUGAGGCCCUGCCCACCAAGCCCAAGGUCAAGGUUGAGGCUCCCUCUUCCUCCCCUGCCCCAGCACCAUCUCCUGUCUCCCAGAGGGAGGCUCUCCUGCCAUCUUCAGAGCCUGACACCCAUCAGAAGGCCCAGACAGCGCUCCAGCAACAUCUUCAUCACAAGCGCAACCUAUUCUUGGAACAGGCCCAUGAUGCCUCCUACCCUACUUCCACAGAGCCUCAGGCUCCUGGUUGGUGGGCCCCACCAGGCUCACCUGCCCCACGGCCUCCUGACAAACCACCCAAGGAAAAGAAAAAGAAGCCCCCUACCCCAGCUGGAGGUCCUGUGGGAGCAGAGAAAACCACCGCUGGGAUCAAGACCAGUGUCCGAAAGCCCAUUCAGAUCAAGAAGUCCAGGUCUAGGGACAUGCAGCCCCUCUUCCUGCCUCUUAGGCAGAUUAUUCUGGAAGGGCUAAAACCCCAAGCCUCAGAAGGACCUCCACCUGCCCAGCCCCCCGCCCCGCCUCCUGCCUCCCAGAGCUGUGCCACCCCUCUACCCCCAGAACCUUCUCUUGCGCUAUUUGCACCUAGUCCCUCCGGGGACAGCCUGCUGCCCCCUACUCAGGAAAUGAGAUCCCCGAGCCCCAUGGUAGCCCUGCAGUCAGGCUCCACUGGUGGCCCCCUUCCCCCUGCCGAUGACAAGCUGGAGGAGCUCAUCCGGCAAUUUGAGGCUGAAUUUGGGGAUAGCUUUGGGCUUCCCGGCCCACCUUCGGUGCCCAUUCAAGAACCUGAAAGCCAACCGACAUGCCUCCCAGCUCCGGAGAGCCCUUUUGCCUCCCGCUCCCCCAAGAAGAUCAAGAUUGAGUCUUCAGGGGCUGUGACUGUGCUCUCAACCACCUGCUUCCAUUCAGAAGAGGGGGGGCAGGAGGGCACGCCCACCAAGGCAGAGAACCCACUCACACCCACCCUCAGUGGCUUCUUGGAGUCACCUCUUAAGUACCUAGACACACCUACUAAGAGUCUGCUGGACACACCCGCCAAGAAGGCCCAGGCUGAGUUCCCCACCUGCGAUUGUGUCCAACAAAUAGUGGAGAAAGAUGAAGGUCCAUAUUACACUCACCUGGGAUCUGGCCCCACAGUAGCCUCUAUCCGGGAACUCAUGGAGGAGCGGUAUGGAGAAAAGGGGAAAGCUAUCCGGAUCGAGAAGGUCAUCUACACGGGAAAGGAGGGGAAGAGUUCUCGAGGCUGUCCCAUUGCCAAGUGGGUGAUCCGAAGACACACACUGGAGGAGAAGCUGCUGUGCCUGGUGCGGCAUCGGGCAGGCCACCAUUGUCAGAAUGCUGUGAUUGUUAUCUUGAUCCUGGCCUGGGAGGGUAUCCCUCGAAACCUUGGAGACACCCUCUACCAGGAGCUCACUGAUACCCUCCGGAAAUAUGGGAACCCCACCAGCCGGAGAUGUGGCCUCAAUGAUGACCGGACCUGUGCUUGCCAAGGCAAAGACCCCAACACCUGUGGUGCCUCCUUCUCCUUCGGCUGUUCCUGGAGCAUGUACUUCAAUGGCUGCAAAUACGCUCGGAGCAAGACACCGCGAAAGUUCCGCCUCACAGGAGACAAUCCCAAGGAGGAGGAAGUGCUCCGGAAUAGCUUUCAGGACCUGGCCACUGAAGUUGCUCCCCUAUACAAACGGCUCGCACCCCAGGCCUAUCAGAACCAGGUGACCAAUGAGGACGUGGCGAUCGACUGCCGCCUGGGGCUGAAGGAAGGGAGGCCCUUCUCAGGGGUCACAGCCUGCAUGGACUUCUGUGCCCACGCCCACAAGGACCAACAUAACCUCUACAAUGGGUGCACUGUGGUCUGCACCCUGAACAAGGAAGACAAUCGCUGCGUGGGCCAGAUCCCUGAGGAUGAGCAGCUACACGUGCUGCCCCUCUACAAGAUGGCCAACACGGACGAGUUUGGCAGUGAGGAGAACCAGAACGCCAAGAUCAGCAGUGGGGCCAUCCAGGUGCUCACAGCAUUCCCUAGAGAGGUCCGGCGGCUGCCAGAGCCUGCCAAGUCCUGCCGCCAACGGCAGCUGGAAGCCAGGAAGGCAGCAGCUGAGAAGAAGAAGCUGCAGAAGGAGAAGCUGAGCACACCAGAGAAGAUCAAGCAGGAGGCCCUGGAGUUGGCUGGUGUCACCACUGACUCAGGCCUGUCUCUGAAGGGUGGAUUGUCCCAGCAAAGCCUGAAGCCCUCCCUCAAGGUGGAGCCUCAGAACCACUUUAGCUCCUUCAAGUACAAUGGGAAUGCGGUGGUGGAGAGCUAUUCGGUGCUGGGCAGCUGCCGGCCCUCCGACCCCUACAGCAUGAGCAGUGUGUAUUCCUACCACUCACGCUAUGCACAGCCUGGCCUAGCCUCCGUCAACGGCUUCCACUCCAAGUACACACUUCCCUCCUUCGGCUACUAUGGCUUUCCAUCUAGCAAUCCUGUCUUCCCCUCCCAGUUCCUGGGUCCCAGUGCCUGGGGACACGGGGGCAGUGGAGGCAGUUUUGAGAAGAAGCCAGACCUCCAUGCUCUACACAACAGCCUGAACCCGGCCUACGGUGGUGCUGAGUUUGCCGAGCUGCCAGGCCAGGCUGUUUCCACAGACAACCACCACCCCAUCCCUCACCACCAGCAGCCUGCUUACCCAGGCCCCAAGGAAUAUCUGCUACCCAAGGUCCCCCAGCUCCACCCAGCAUCCAGGGACCCCUCUCCCUUUGCUCAGAGCUCCAGUUGCUACAACAGAUCCAUCAAGCAAGAGCCAGUAGACCCUCUGACCCAGGCUGAGUCCGGACCCAGAGACUCUGGUAAGAUGAGUAGAACACCCUUGCCCGAAGCAUCUCAGAAUGGGGGACCCACUCAUCUAUGGGGACAGUACUCAGGAGGCCCAAGCAUGUCCCCGAAGAGGACUAACAGUGUGGGUGGCAACUGGGGCGUGUUCCCUCCGGGGGAGAGCCCCACCAUUGUUCCUGACAAGCUCAGUUCUUUUGGGGCCAGCUGUCUCACCCCUUCGCAAUUCCCAGAUAGCCAGUGGGGACUGUUCACUGGUGAAGGUCAGCAGUCGGCCCCCCAUCCUGGAGGACGGCUUCGAGGCAAGCCAUGGAGCCCCUGCAAGUUUGGGAAUGGCACCUCGGCCUUGACCGGUUCCAGCCUGACUGAGAAGCCUUGGGGGAUGGGAACAGGGGAUUUCAACUCCGCCCUGAAAGGGGGUCCUGGGUUCCAAGACAAGUUGUGGAAUCCCGUGAAAGUGGAGGAGAGCAGGAUUCCGACACCGGGGGCCAACCAGCUCGACAAAACCUGGCAGGCCUUUGGCAUGCCCUUGAGCUCCAAUGAGAAGCUAUUUGGGGCCCUGAAGUCAGAGGAGAAGCUAUGGGAUCCCUUCAGCCUGGAUGAGGGGACAGCUGAGGAGCCCCCCAGCAAAGGGGUGGUAAAGGAAGAGAAAAGUGGACCUGGAGUGGAAGAGGAUGAGGAGGAGCUAUGGUCAGACAGUGAACACAACUUCCUGGAUGAGAACAUAGGCGGUGUGGCUGUGGCCCCCGCCCAUUGCUCCAUCCUCAUCGAGUGUGCCCGUCGAGAGCUACAUGCCACCACACCACUCAAAAAGCCCAACCGCUGCCACCCCACCCGCAUCUCGCUGGUCUUCUACCAGCACAAGAACCUCAACCAGCCGAACCACGGCCUGGCGCUCUGGGAGGCCAAGAUGAAGCAGCUGGCGGAGCGGGCGCGGCAGCGGCAAGAGGAGGCUGCCCGCCUGGGCCUGGGCCAGCAGGAGGCCAAGCUCUACGGGAAGAAGCGAAAAUGGGGGGGUGCUAUGGUGGCUGAGCCCCAGCACAAAGAAAAGAAGGGGGCUGUCCCUACCCGGCAGGCGCUGGCCAUGCCCACAGACUCGGCGGUCACCGUGUCCUCUUACGCCUACACAAAGGUCACUGGCCCCUACAGCCGCUGGAUCUAGGUGCCAGGAGCCAGCGUACCUCAGCGUCGGGCCUUGCCCGAGCUGCUCUGUGGUGCUUUUGCCCUCAUGCCCGGGGGCGGGUUGGGGGUGCAGAAGUCUCUCUAUAUCUACAUAUAUGGAUAUGCUUAUCAUAUAUAUGUAUUUAUGGUCCAAACCUCAGAACUGACCCGCCCUCCCUCCUCUACUUCCCCAGCACUUUGAAGAAACUACGGCUGUCGGGUGAUUAUUUUUUUUUUUUUGAUCUUAGUAUUUAUAUCUCCACAUUUUAUUUUUCCCCUUGUUUUGAGGGGCUUUUAUUUUCCUUUUGUUUUUAAAACUUUAUCCUUGUAUAUCACAAUAAUGGAAAGAAAGUUUAUAGUGUCCUUUCACAAAGGAGCGUAGUUUUAAAUUCCAUUUAAAAUAUGUAUUUAUUGGAUUUUUUUAAAGCGACAAUAGUAAUGGGUUACAGGUGGGCAGGAGAGGCCAGCAGAGCUUCCUGCCUGGCGAGCCCAGCCUCCUGGGAGCUGCAGGUUCUUCCAGCCAUCUGCCCCCACAAACCAAGGUUAGCAUGUAGCCCUGGUCUAUCCCUCCUUCCCACAGGCUAGGGAGCCUUUGGGGCCACCCCGUUCUCCCCUGUGGAAUGGGGGAAGCUGCAGACAUCUGGGGGCCUGGCCUGGAGAUGCUGGUGUUAGAUGUCCCCAGAAACCAGGUUGGAAGUAGACAGCUUCAAGCUUGCUAGUCUCCACACUGAAUCCUCUCUGUCCGUUAUUUAUCAAGUCAUACGAUGUCCUGGUUCGCUAGGCAGCACCUCAAGCUGGAGCAGGAGCUGAGAGGCUCCCAGGAGCCCUUCUCGUCCCGUUGAUAAAGCUGGUGAGUACUGGGCGGAAGGAAGCUUAGUGGCAAUUUUCUUAAAAAUCGCCCCAAAGUUUGUCGAUACUGAAAAAGGGCUACUGUAUCUUUAGAAACAAGAAGUUGAACCCAAGCUGUGAAGAGCCAGUGUGCUGUGCGGUGCUCUGCGGGUGCUUGCUCUGCGGUGCUGUGUGGUGCUGGAGCCUGGUGCUGUAGUAUUGUGCUGGGACUUCUCUGACUCUCAGGGCAGGUGGCAUCCUGCCAGAGCUCAGCCAGCCAGUGUGAUGGCAGGUCACGCAUCGUCCUUAUUCCUGGAUCUUCACACGGGACAAUGGUGCAGUCCUCCCAGCCCUCACAGGGCAUGGCCUACACUUCGUUUAAGUGCAAAGGUCAGGCGUUUUCAACAGGUUGCUAUGCUUUUCCUCCUUCGAGGGGGCCAGUUCUCCAUUGGAUCUUUUCUCUCCUCCCUCUCCCUUCUCCACCUCCCCUGUAACACGCCCAUUCUAAAAUCCUGGUGCAUUCAUUCAGCUCUUUGAAAAUGAGAACGUUGGUGCUUUAAUUUCUGUGACAUUGAGAGGUUGGGCCUGACAGGUGGCGGCCGCGCGUGUCUGUGGCAGGUCAGUCUUCACUGGAGUGUUUGUUUUCAGAUGCCGUUAGCCGUGUUGUCAGGCUGCCCGUGCGUGCGGACGGACGUGUGUGGUGAGUGGGGGGCUACAUCAGGACACACACACACACACACACACACACACACACACACACUCACGGUGGCAGCCGAGCCCUGAGACAGCAGUUAUCACGUGGUUCUAGCCAGGUUUGGUCUUCAUAAUCUGAGCGUAGCAAUCCCAUGACAAUGCUGAAGGCAGGUCCGAGUCCCCAAGCUUCGCGGUGCCUUGUGCCAGAGCCGAGAGCCGAGCGGCCGGGUGUUGACUAGAGCCCUUCGGAAGCACUGGCAGAGAGUGGCUAAAAGGUGUCCUGAGCAUUUUUGUGGUCUGGUUUUAACUGUAAAUAGUGAAAGAUUUUUUUAAGCACUUUUGCCUAGAUUUAAACAGCAACUUGAAAAGAAUAAAAAGUACAUUUUAACAUGUAAUUGUGGGAGAAACUGUAAAUAGUAGCUGAAUAUUUAAUGUGCUUUGUCAAUCCACCUUUACCAUAUUCUGUAAAGUUGCAAUUAUUUUACAGGACAAAAAAAAUGAAAUUAUUAUUGCUUUUGAAAUAAAUACCCAAGAGCUUAUCAGGACUUAGAAUUAUUCAGAAUUCAGAUUUAUAGGAAAGCCUCUGACCCUCUGUUUGAGUAGCUGAAGAGUCAGAGUCUUUAAGACGCAUGCUAAUUUUCUAGUUUUGAGGGAGAGUUGGGUCCUUUAAAUGCUAUUUUGCUUACUCGCAUCAGUACUUUUACGCAGGUCUCAUCUGACCCCAUGCUUAGGUAGAUGCGGGGGUGCCUUGAAAAACUUCAUUUUAAAUGAUCUUAAAUAUGAUAUUUUACAAAGCAUUUGGAGAAUGUGACCGUGUAUACGGCCCAUGGAAGCCCCAGGUUGGCUGAUGGCUUGCAAGGUCCUGAGCGUGGCCCAGGUGAUUCUGUUGCUGGCAGUGUGUGGAUCUCUCUGACGCGUAUUCAGUCUGCUCCAACCCUCCUCACCCUUUGGUAGCAAAGCCAUUAGAUGAAUGGAGAAAGCAGUACAAACUAAAAAGCAUGCGAUGUCCAUCCCCCAAGCCUGCACAGCCUUUGUUCAUAAGCUCUAGGCCAGGAAACAGGCUGCUGUGAGGUGAGUGAGACGAGAGGUGUUCCACGUUGGCCCUUCAGGUUCUAGCGAGCGCUGUUUCAGGGCUCAGGGCUGUGGCCGUGCUUGAGCCCAUGCUGAUUUUCACACACUACAUGUAUAACCUACCUCAAAUCUGUCACUGAAAUGAGCAUGCUUUAGACGUGUAUCUUAAGAUGUAACUAUGCACAGUUCUUUAAUUCCCCCGUCCCUUGCUGCUGAAGGCUUCUUAAAGAGAAAAAUCAAAUUUUUUAUUUUUACUGGCACUAUCAUUUUUUAAGUCCUGAAGAUGAUUGACAAGACAUUUUUAUCAUGAGAAAAAAAAAAUAAAGCCAUUGCAACUCAAGAACCUUGACAGCAUGAGCGAAUUUUCAGAGUAGCGUUAUAGCCGGGGAGAUGCUGGCUUUGGAGUCUGCUCCCAGGGUGCCCGUCCGUCUGUCUGUCCAGUCUCCACAGUCCACAGGCAGUGCAAGCGUUUGCUGCCCCGCCCCCAGCUUUGUUUCCUUCUGCGUUGUUUUUGUUCUCCCUACCUGCUAUGUGCAAGAGGGCUUUUGAAGUUCUGACCCGGGAGAGAUUUUCUUUUAGAAUAUAAGUUAUUUUGCAGCAGGAUCUCACAAAAUAACUGGUGCUAGCUGGAGAAACCUCCUGUCAGCAGCUCCACUGAGGGUGUCAUGUGGAUUGGGUGGGGGGGUCAUUUUGAAGUCUGGUUUUUAGUGAGGACUGAGCAGCCCAGCCCAGCCCUCCAGGGCUCCAGGGUGCUGCUUCGCCUUUUUGCUGUGGUGGCCCUGGUACAUGGGAAGAGAUUCUGCCUUCUCUGGUCCUCCCACCUGCUGCUUAAAGAAACAGUAGUUUGCAGAGCUAGGGGUUGUUAGUGCUGAGUGGCAAGGACAGAAGUCGCAGGGCUUUGUUGCUCCAUAGCUAAUGGCAGUGGAUGUGUGAGUGUGGUUGACAGUAGCUGAAAACCCAGUGUCGCAGAGUGAGGAGACUUGACUGCCUCAGAUGUCAAAGCAAGGCCAAACUGGCGGAAAACUGAUAUAUCCCUGAUGUGCCUCAACCAAUCUCUUUCCUUUUGUUACUGAAGUGUGUUUUCUGGACUUGGAAGCAUUUUUAUGAAUUGAAUAGUCUAAUAAAUGGUGCUAUGGUGUUUCAAUGUGACUGUCCCUGACCUUGUCUCCCUGAGGUGCUAUCAACGUUUGAAACCACAACCAACCAAAAAGUGAGGUGGGCUCCGUCUCUUGGCUUUUCUUUCCUCUUUUGGUGCUGUCUUUGUAGACCUCUGUUUACCGCGCUGUGUCUGCUCUGAGCAGUGUUCUGGGUCUGGUGUUUUGUUGCUUCCCUUGAUGGCCAAAGUGAGGCUCACAGAGAAGGCAGUAGAGGCCCGCCUGUGGGUUUGUCUAUCUUCUUAGGCCAGAUUAGAAAGGGGGUGGUGGCUUUGAGAAGGAGAGGCAGGAUCCCUGCCUCUUCUUGUAUGUCAGGUAUUCUCUUGUGUCCCAGGGUGCUAACCCCAGAGGGGACAGGCUGUGGUCCAGGGGCAGCUCCUUUACCUGGCCCCGGCAGGGACGGGAUGGGCAAGACUUUGGGUUCUUGCUGCUCAUUGGUAGCUCCUGGUGCUCAGACAUAAGGCAGGUGCUUUUUUUGUCCCUCAAUGCCACCAAGGCCGCUUUUAGUUGGUGCUAAACUUCUCCCUGUGUCCACAUAAGCUGAUGCAAAAUUUAAGAACUCGACAGGAAGCUCCAUUUUUACAUCAUCCACUGUCACAAUUUUUUUUUUAAAUACCUCAAAACAGGACAUUGUGACAACUUAGAUUCCAUGAGGGUAUGAUACUCACAGUCUGUUCAUGGGAUGACUUCCUUGAUCUUGACAUAUCCAGGGUCAUUCUCUCUGUUCAUUCUUAAGCAGUAAAAUGGCAGAGUGCCUAAGGGAAGGAGCGUGGUUGGAUUUUUUUCCCAUUCUCUUAAGUUUUGCUUUUGAAUAAAAUGUGAAUCUCCUCUGUCCAUCUCAUCGAGCUUUCUGUCACAGUUGCUAUCAUUUGAAAACCUACUCAACACCUGGUUUAUCUGCUGUCCUACCAGGCCAACUUCACCACAUACCCUGGACCAAAUAACACAUUGGAGGUGCAUACGCUUACCCAGGCUCACAGCCCAUUUCUACCUGUAAGCGCAUAGAUGAUUCUGGGAGCGCCGCCUUCCUGAGAGGGCAAAGCAAUAGGCUUCUCGCCUGAGGGGGACCUCAGCACAGAAGCCAGGCUCUGGGCUUCAUGCCUGAGGAUCAGUGAGCUGUUCAGCCUGCUCCUUGUCUGCUUCUGUUCUGAUAUCAGGGAUGCUUUCUGUAGGGUGUCUGUCAAUCAUGCUCUUCUCGCUCCGACUGCUCAUCUUUCAGGGGAACCCUCACUCUUCAUAUGGGGACAGAUACUAAUUGGCUCAUCUGGACAUCCCAAAUUUUCUUGAUUCCAAUAUAGAUUUUUUUUUUUUUCUUUUGGGGGUAGAGGGAGAGAGACAGGAGUGAUGUCAUUUAUUUUUCUUGUGUUUAAAGAAGCAAGGACUGGCUGUCUCACAGCAUACUAAUGCUUUAGACUUGAUCUAGACCCCUUGUAGCUUUUGGAUGUGUUUUAUUUCUUAUCUCUUUGAAUUCCUAUUUGGUUACCUGGCUUCCAGUGGAGGUGAACUUAACAACCAUACUUGAAUAUUCCGUCUUGACUUUGUAAACUGUGGCUACUUGAAAUGAAGUUUAUCUGGGGUUGAUGGAUGAAUGGUAGGUUUUUGCAAUGUCUCAAGGCAAUAGGAUGUGUAUUAUUAAACUGUAGAUAUCUUAGUACAGUAAAUUUAUGCUGAUAAUUUUAUUUUGUAUAAUUUUUACCUUUUUGUUAAUAUUUUCCUUCCAGUUUAUUGGUUUGUCUCCUGAGCUACCGCCUUCCUUCCCCUUCCUUCUCCCCCAGUGUUUCAGUAAAUUUAAUUUAGGGUGCCUAGAAAUUGCAAGUAUGUAUCCUUUUUUGAUUUGUAUUUUAUUAUAAUUUACACAAACAACUGGGUUUGUGAACUGUAUUACUCCUGGCAUCUUUAAAAUAUUGUGGGUGUUUUAAUAAAUUUUAUAUUUAUUUUUUGCA
This is a messenger RNA of Mastomys coucha (southern multimammate mouse), 11726 nucleotides long. RefSeq names its product tet methylcytosine dioxygenase 3 (gene Tet3). Gene Ontology annotation, biological process: positive regulation of transcription by RNA polymerase II; oxidative demethylation. The coding region runs from base 651 to 6038 and encodes 1795 amino acids. The transcript has 12 exons. Gene Ontology annotation, cellular component: nucleus. Lineage: Eukaryota; Metazoa; Chordata; Mammalia; Rodentia; Muridae. The record is from RefSeq and is a predicted model, not a curated record. Gene Ontology annotation, molecular function: DNA binding; zinc ion binding; DNA 5-methylcytosine dioxygenase activity.